GGGGCAACAGACCCCUCAUAUCACUCAGAGGUCUCCUCUUAACACACUCCUUUCUUCCUCUGCGUCCAUCUCUGUCUCCAUUCUAACCCCAACAAGCAAUGGAUGUCUUCUCACCAUCCCAGGUCUACUAUGACCGAGCAUGCGCUUCGUCGCCGGACAGCCUGGAGUUCGGCCACGGCGGGGAGCUCACCGGCUCCGAGGAGGACGAGCAUGUCAGGGUUCCCGGAGCGCCCCACCAGCCAGGACACUGCCUCCAAUGGGCCUGCAAAGCCUGCAAGCGCAAGUCCAACUUUACGGACCGCAGGCGAGCCGCGACGAUGCGGGAGCGCAGGCGGCUGAAGAAGGUGAACCACGCGUUUGAGGCUUUGAGGCGCUGCACCUCGGCCAACCCGAGCCAACGGCUGCCCAAGGUUGAGAUCCUCCGCAACGCCAUCCAAUACAUCGAGAGCCUGCAGGAUCUGCUAAGAGAGCAGGUGGAGAACUACUACGGCCUACCCGGAGAGAGCAGCUCCGAGCCGGGGAGCCCACUGUCCAACUGCUCGGACGGCAUGACAGACAGCAACAGUCCGUUGUGGCAACAGCUGAAUGCAAACUACAGCAACACUUAUUCAUAUGCAAAGAAUGACAGUUUGGGCGAUAAGUCGGUCGGAGCCUCCAGUCUGCAGUGCCUCUCCAGCAUCGUUGACCGUCUGUCCUCGGUGGGGUCCAGCUGCGGCCCGGCGGCUAUGCGAGACAUGGCGUCCACCUACUCCCCCGGCAGCUCUGACUCGCAGCCGUGCACACCGGAGAGCCCCGGAUCAAGGCCGGUUUAUCAAGUCCUGUGAGGGACUAUUUGUUGUUGGAUAUAUUGCCACCAAACAGCAGCUGCAUAUGCAACAAGAAGAGAUAAGGGAUCCUCUUUGUGAGGACAAGCAGCUUUUAUUCUGUACAUGAGAUUGUAAAUAUGUAAUGUAAAUUCCCAUUUAUUCUAUACAUGCUAUUAUAACCCAAUGAGACAUAUUUAAUUCUGACAGUUAAUGUAAUGUUGUAUUAUUCCAACAUGAAAUGGUAUUUAUGCUGAUUAAUUUCCUACUUUUCAUGUUGUUGUGAACAAUAAAUAUUUUA
Molecule: messenger RNA, 1104 nt
Organism: Labrus mixtus (cuckoo wrasse)
Lineage: Eukaryota; Metazoa; Chordata; Actinopteri; Labriformes; Labridae
Gene: myf5
Product: myogenic factor 5
Exons: 3
Coding region: 99-824 (241 amino acids)
Biological process (GO): muscle organ development; positive regulation of myoblast differentiation; regulation of transcription by RNA polymerase II
Molecular function (GO): RNA polymerase II cis-regulatory region sequence-specific DNA binding; DNA-binding transcription factor activity, RNA polymerase II-specific; protein dimerization activity
Source: RefSeq, a predicted model, not a curated record